AUGACAAAGGAAGAAGAGAAAAAAGAGUUUCAACAGAAUAUUCAGAGUUUGAAGAUGGAGAUAAAAGACAACAAAAACAGUAAUGAAGCACAUAUGUUAAGGCUAGGUGAUGUAAAAACUCUCUUGACAGAACAUAUUCAAAACUUAAAUGAAUCUAAGACUGCUUUCCAACAAGAAUUAGAAAUUUUGAACAAGCGGAUGGAGACCACAGAGAAACAAGAUAACUUAAGUUCACGUGUACAAGUUUUUGAAGACAGUUUACGAAGAUUUUCACUUUCUCUGGAUAAUCUUCGUGCAGCUCAAAACGUAUCCAACACACAACUGAUGAGAAUCUCUUCCAUGUUUUCGAAAGACUGCAAAAAAUUAUAUGAGAAUGGUAUCAGAACAUCUGCUGUAUAUGAUAUCUAUCCAUGGGACAAUUAUGAUUCCAAGAAGAAUCCAAUACAAGUCCAGUGUGAUAUGUCAACGGCCGGAGGGGGGUGGACUGUGAUACAGAGUAGAGUUGAUGGCAAGGUAAAUUUCAGCAGAAGUUGGGAAGAAUAUAAGGAUGGAUUUGGCGAUCCAUCAACGAGCUACUGGAUAGGUAAUGACGCCAUACAUGAACUGACAAAGGAUAACAGCAGUUUGUUGUAUGUGAGCAUUACAGCAAAGAACGGCACUACCCUCUAUAGACAGUAUGACACGUUCUCUAUAUCCGGAGAAGACGACGAUUACACAUUGCAUAUUGCCGGAAAAGCGACAGGAACGUUAGACGAUAGGAUACGGUAUGGUGCAGGGGUAAACAACAUAAACGGGGGUGAAAUUUUCUACCUAUGA
Molecule: messenger RNA, 816 nt
Organism: Saccostrea cuccullata (small rock oyster)
Lineage: Eukaryota; Metazoa; Mollusca; Bivalvia; Ostreida; Ostreidae
Product: fibroleukin-like
Exons: 5
Coding region: 1-816 (271 amino acids)
Source: RefSeq, a predicted model, not a curated record